AUGUCAAACAUAGUCACAGUAGUUCAAAUGUACCACUCGUGUUUCGGCACUUCAUACAAAACAAUUAGGUUAUGUCCGCUGCGAGAUAUGUCAAUAUUUUUGUCUUUCCACAAUUCCCGAAGAAAAUGUAUGACAUUGUCAAGAAAUAUUGUACAAGAUUUAAAACUCAUAUAUCUUAAAAACAGCGCCUACCAAAAACACAGAAAUUACUCACAAAUAUUGCAAGAAAAAAAUAGUAUUGAAAAGGUGACCAAGAGAUUAAAUAGUCAGAAAUAUGUACCUUUCAUGCAGGAAAUUAAUUUUCGUAUGGAUGAAGCCAAUAGAAGCAUACUUGUGCAAGUCCAUUCAUCACAAUCAUAUAAAGAGUUAUAUUCGUACUGUAAUACAUUUGGAAAUGUUAAGAAAAUGAUGCAUUAUUCUUGCGGAGUGGAACCUAUGCAUUUUAUUAUAGUUGAAUUUGAAGAAGAGUCAAAUGUAAAAGACAUCUUAUCAGCAUCUACACAUACUGAAGACAGUCAAGUUGUACCAACCUAUUCACAGUUUUUAUGGUUUAGAGCUUCCAGUAGGAAGUUGUCUAAGUUAAAGCAAAGUAAAACUGCAGUUUUAACAUGUGAAGAUGCUACAACAAUUGUGAAAGAGUCGGAAGUUAAGGAUAUGUUAUUAAAAUGUGAAGAUGUUUCAGAACAAAUGAUAACUUUAUAUGAAAACACCAAACUAAAUGAUGUAGGGAGUAGAUUAAGGUUUCUCACAGCCAAGCAGUUGGAAUCGACAGUAUCAGGAAUGUUUCCCAAUGCAAAUGCCUUUCCGUUUGGUUCCUCUGUAAAUGGUUGUGGAAAAAUGGGCUGUGAUUUGGACUUGGUACUAAGGUUGGACAAUGUGAAAGAAAAUAACAAAAGUAGACUUAUUUAUCACUGCAAAGCAUAUUCAGGUUCUGAAAGAAGCACUUCCCAGAGACAUAUGGAAACUAUUGGUGAUAUAAUACAUUUGUUUUUGCCUGGUUGUUCACAAGUUAGAAGAAUUUUGCAAGCUAAGGUGCCAAUAAUCAAGUACCACCAACAUUUGACAAAUGUUGAGUGUGAUUUGUCCAUGACCAAUAUGUCUGGUGUUUAUAUGUCUGACUUUCUUUACAUGAUGGGUUCUAUAGACCCCAGAGUAAGGCCCCUAAUUUUUGCUGUAAGAAAAUGGGCUUCAGAAGUGGGUUUAACAAAUCCAUCACCUGGUAGAUGGAUAUCAAACUUUUCAUUGACUUUAUUGGUAUUGGCUUUUUUACAAAGACCCAUCAACUCUGAACCAAUCUUACCUUCAUUAAAUACACUAACCAAAUUUGCAAGACCAGAAGAUAAAUAUAUUACUGAAGAUGGUAUAAACUGCACAUUCUUAAGAGACCUUAAUUUACUAAGCUUUAAAACAAAAAAUCAAGAAUCUUUGUCAGAUCUACUGGCGGAGUUUUUCGAAUUCUAUUCCCAAUUUGAUUUUGGUUCAAAAGCAAUUUGUUUAAAUGAACCUGUUUCACUGACAAAACCAGAACAUAGUGCAAUGUACAUAGUAAAUCCAUUAGAAAGAGGUUUAAAUGUAAGCAAAAACGUUAGUUUAGAAGAACUAGAAAAAUUUAAGGUUGAAAUAAGAAGUGCCGCUUGGGCUUUAGAGUCCCAAGAAAACAAAAUUGGCAAUUGGGGACUUUUGUCCAUUUUUGAAAGGAGAAACAAUCCUAGUCAGUUUACUUUGUCCAGUAAGCAUAGAAUGAUGGAAGUUAGCACUUUAUUUAAUGAAGAAAAUCCAAUUGAGUUCAAAAAUAAUAACGUUAAAAAUCAGGUUGAAAGUAUAAAAAGGCAUACUCAUGGAAAAGUAAAAGAAGUAGAAAAAAAUAUUAAAAGGCAUACUACGCAGCGGUAGCACUAACUAAGUUUUAUAAUAAUUUUUUUUUUGUUAUACAAAAUAA
Molecule: messenger RNA, 1939 nt
Organism: Brassicogethes aeneus
Lineage: Eukaryota; Metazoa; Arthropoda; Insecta; Coleoptera; Nitidulidae
Source: the annotation of a GenBank genome assembly